Messenger RNA from Aspergillus versicolor CBS 583.65, 2830 nucleotides. RefSeq lists its product as uncharacterized. Gene Ontology annotation, molecular function: sequence-specific DNA binding; DNA-binding transcription factor activity, RNA polymerase II-specific; zinc ion binding. Gene Ontology annotation, biological process: positive regulation of transcription by RNA polymerase II; DNA-templated transcription. Lineage: Eukaryota; Fungi; Ascomycota; Eurotiomycetes; Eurotiales; Aspergillaceae. The transcript is spliced from 2 exons. The record is from RefSeq and is a predicted model, not a curated record. The coding region runs from base 40 to 2388 and encodes 782 amino acids.
CCUCAUGUAUCAACCACCGCGACUGGAGCUCUGUUCAUCAUGAGAUCCGCAGAUGGCCAAGUCACUCCACAUAAAAAGGUGCGCCUUGCAUGUCGACGAUGCAGGACCAAGCGAAUCAAGUGUGAUGGGGGCAUCCCUGCCUGCUCAAAUUGCGCAAAGGCUGGUGUCUCCUGUGUCGAUGUCGACGGUCGCAAUAAUGACCGUUCCAUUCCCCGCGACUACGCUGCACGCUGUCGCUCUCGCAUCCAGUGGCUAGAACAGCAAAUCAAGACUCUGGAUGCUGAUUUCGACCUGACACAGGGCCCGCAGCUGGAUGGCAGCACCUCUGAUGGCAGUCAUGAUAUAAGCAUAGUCGAAGCUGUUCACCAGUACACGCCUGAACAGACGAUUGAGCCAUCAUCAUCGCGGAAACGACCACAUACUGCACUCGAAACUUCCAGUUCCCAUGCAGUUUCUGAUCCCGCACCGGCUGCGGAGGCCCGUUCGGUUGCUGUUGACCUGGGAAUGCUAUCCCUUCACUCAGACUCCCGCCAAACGCAUUACCUAGGCUCCUCCUCUGGCCUUUUCUUUACCAACCUGAUCGGUGCCCACAGCGAUUCUCUAGCAAGUCCAGCGUCGACAUCGACAGGACCGGCACAAAAUCGGCGCCAACGCUCUCGCCCUUCUUUAGAGACGUUCUACUUGCUAUAUAAAAAGCUCUCGGCUGAUCUCCCUUCCCCCGAAGAGGCCACGACAUUGUUCAAUGUUUACCUGCAGGAAAUUCAUCUCGAUCACCCAUUCCUUCACCCAACAUCACUACUCGAGGCUUAUAACGCUCUAAGCUUUUGCGCGGGACAAAGUCUGGAACAAGCUACUAAUGUGGACGCGAAUGGCUGGCCCGACGAAAUGGCUCCAUUUCCCUAUAAUGGGCGCUAUGAUAAAGUAGCCGACAAGGAUGUUACGCCCAUCUCCAUUUUUACGGCUGUCCUGCAUGUAUUUAUGGUGUUCUCCCUUGCAGCUACGGUGCUCACUCGAAAUAAAAAUUUUGACUUUUCACCCACUCGUUUCUAUAAAUUUGCGGUGAGCUCAGCGCCAGAAUGUUUGUCUAGCAUAUCCUUGUCGGGGCUACAAAGCAUUCUCCUCUUUACAGUUCAGGGAAUGACCGCUCCUACGAAUCUCAAUAUUUGGACCUUGGUGCAUGUGGCCAUGUCCCACUGCAUUGAUUUGGGUUUACACCGGGAGCCCCGGGGUGCCUCCGACGGGACACCUAUUUCGCUUGCGAUGCGGCGUUUUGUCUUUUAUACGGUUUACAACUUGGACAGGUCAAUCUCAACCAUCCAAGGUCGACCACUCGGCAUACGCGACGAAACCUUUGAUCUUCGGAUCCCGCAAACCGCCGAUAUCCCCGUUGAGCAUGUCCCGAUUGCGAAUGGCUUGAGCGGCCUACGUCCACGCAUCCCGCACGAUAUGACAUUAUCUGUUUAUCGUUUCUUAUUGGAUCCUUAUAUUUCAGAGAUUAAAAUGUUAUUCUAUCAUCUCCCGAGCCAGGGAAGUGCAUUCCACUGGCCUGCCGAUCAUUCAGCGGAACAGGAACGCAUCAAGGCUUCGCUUGACAGCUGGCUCGCGGAUGCCAGACUCGCUUGGUCGGAAUCCAACAGGCACCAGCAAGAGCCGGACGAGUUAGCAAAGUCCCACCACAAACAGCUCAAGCUGGAAGCUCUGUAUCAUGGUGCGGUAACGCUUCUAUACCAGCCAUCGCAGGCAUUCCCGUCCCCCUCACAAUCCGCCCUUCUCCAGUGCUAUCAGUCCUCCAGUGAGCGUAUCCAUAUCUAUAACCAUCUGAACAAUGAGGAAUGCCUGUAUUACAACUGGCGGAACAUCCAUGGCAUAUUCUCCUCUGGGGCCACCAUCGUCUACUGCCUUUGGGCAUCUCCGGAUAUACAACUAGUGGUGCCUUUUGCGGACGCUUUGCGUGAUCUUCGGGUCUGCUCAAAUCUUCUAAGCAUUGGAGGGCAGUGGUGGCCCUCCGUGCGCAAUGGCAAAGAGAACUUCGACAGGAUUGUCGAUCUGACGAUCAAACAGUUGAGCCGUUUGCGUGCCACGAACGCAUCGGCUGAGGCUCAACGGUCAAAUCAGCGCAGGCGAAUCAGUGGUGAUGGACAAUCAACUGACCCCUUGCCCAAUAACGGGUCGGCGAUGCUAUCCAACGACGCAUUCCCCGCGGACGACACCGGACACCACACUGCUCAGCUCUUUGCAGCGCAAUCAUUCCCCUACGACAUGCGACAUCCUGACGAGGCUGCAGCCACCCCAGUAGACUCUGUUAUGGAGAACUUUUUCGCAGAAUUCCUCCACGGGGAUUGGGGCUGGGAUCCAUUCUCUGUCUGCCUGGACACUUCAAUCCUCUGAAGUUUGACGUGUCUCCAAACCAACAAUAUCAAAAUCAAACCCACGUCUGGCGAUAUUUGGAGUUUAUGUCAAGUGUGGCUUCCACUCGCGGCAGCAAACAUUCUAGCUUGAACCAUGUAUGCCUCAGGCAUAAACUGUCCCACUCAAAGGCAAGCUUAAGCGUGGUGCUAUUGGUCAAGACGCUUGUCAAUUGAGUGGUCUAACCCAUUCUCGACUAGCGCGUUAUGCCCCGGCCCGUUGAAUCAGUCUUCGAUGAGGAUCACUCUUACAGGCUGGCUCGUCCUCGACUUUAUAUUCAGUCUUCCGGACACUUUGGUAUAUCAUUGUAUUUUAUGGUGUAUAUAUUUAUUUAGUAAAACAAACAGCGGGGCUCUUGCGCACCCCACCUUGAAUCUAAUAUAUAUAUAUUCGAUGAUGUAUAUAAUAUUUCACCUAAUCACGC